CAGAUAGCGAAUUGGCUUUCCAGGUUUUGCACCAAUUUGGCAUUGGUUCAAUUUUCCCUUCUUUUUUCCCUUUUUUCAAUUCGAGUUUUAUUUUAUAUUCUUAUCGAUUGAUAUAGACAAAUUUGAAAUUUACCUUUUAUAUUUGAAAAUGGCUCUUCGUUUUGCGUCCAAGAACAUUCCUGCUAUCGCCCAGCGCGGUCUUGCCAUGCGUCUGACCCCCGCCGGUGUCUCCGCCGUCAGAGCGUACUCGACCCAGAACGAGCGCAUUCCUGCCGAGCAGAAGGCCAACAGCAUUAUUGAUGCAUUCCCUGGAAACUCGCUGGUCGCCAAGACCGGCUACUUUGCCAGCGCCACCGGUCUGACCGCCCUGCUGAUCUCCAAGGAGAUCUACGUCGUCAACGAGGAGACCAUCCUCCUCGUGGCCUUUGGCUCCAUCCUCGCAGUCCUUUACAAGGCCAUCAAGGAGCCCUACACCAGCUGGGCAGACUCCAGCCUGAAGGCCAUCGAGAACCUCCUCACGACAGCUCGUGGUGAGCACAAGUCGGCGGUCCUCAGCCAGAUCGAGGCCAAGUCGCAGCUGAAGGACAUUGUUACCUACACUAAGAACAUGUUUGGCAUGUCCAAGGAGAUCGCCACCAUGAAUGCCGAGGCAUUCGAGCUGCAGCAGAAGGCUGCGCUGAAUGCUGAGAUCAAGUCUGUGCUGGACUCGUGGGUGCGUUAUGAGAGCUCCGUGCGCGAGAGCGAGCAGAAGGCUCUGGCCGAUAAGGUUAUUGGUAGCGUGCGCAGCCAGCUCACGAAUGCGAAGACCCAAGAUGAUAUCAUUGCUCAGUGCCUCCGUGACAUCCAGGCUAUUGCCAAGACUGCCUAAGAAAAAAUUAAGUUUAGCCUUUUCUCCUCUUCUUAUUUUUUUGUGUGUGUGCCUUGUAAAGGAUAACCCUGAAUACCAUUUGUUUUCUUUCUAUGAUUCGUAACUCUGAAGAAUAAUAA
Messenger RNA from Kickxella alabastrina, 987 nucleotides. RefSeq names its product ATP synthase subunit 4. Gene Ontology annotation, molecular function: proton transmembrane transporter activity. The record is from RefSeq and is a predicted model, not a curated record. Lineage: Eukaryota; Fungi; Kickxellomycota; Kickxellomycetes; Kickxellales; Kickxellaceae. The coding region runs from base 149 to 868 and encodes 239 amino acids. The transcript has 3 exons. Gene Ontology annotation, biological process: proton motive force-driven ATP synthesis.